This is a messenger RNA of Brenthis ino (lesser marbled fritillary), 1698 nucleotides long. The record is from the annotation of a GenBank genome assembly. NCBI's taxonomy places the organism in Eukaryota, Metazoa, Arthropoda, Insecta, Lepidoptera, Nymphalidae.
AUGAAAAGAGUAAUUUUGUUUGUGCUAUGUAGCUUUUGUGUUACCGCCAGUAAGUGGCCAGCUCACACUGACGUCCAAGAUAACGCAAGUUAUGACUACGUCAUAGUAGGCGCCGGCACUGCAGGCUGCAUUUUGGCAUAUCGUCUGUCUGAGCAACAAGGAGUCCGAGUGUUAGCUAUUGAAGCAGGUGGAGAUCCUCCUCAUGAAACGGAUCUUAUAAGUUUGCUGGUGUUGAGAUUGAAUUCAAAUAUUUAUUGGAACUAUGAAACAGAAGAAGGUGAUACAACCCAGUAUCAUAAAAAGAAACAUUAUGAUAUUAGUACAGGUAAAGUGCUCGGUGGAAGCAGUACCAUCAACAAUCUCUACUAUUGUAGAGGUAACCCGACGGAUUAUGAAGCUUGGGUGAAUGCUACAGGCGAUCAAUCAUGGUCUUGGCAAAACUUACUUCCAUAUUUCAAAAAAAGCGAACGUCUUGAAGACGAAGCUAUAAUUAAUUCUAAAACUGGAAGUUUUCAUGGUAAAAAUGGGGAAGUGCACGUAACAAGAGAUCUUCGUAAUACUACUAAGAAAUAUUUAAAAGCUUUUCAUGAAGUUGGUCACAAUAUAGUUGAAGAUGUAAAUGGUGAGGAAUCUUUAGGAUUUUUGGAGCCUUUGUAUUUUUUGUCAAAAGGGGUUCGACAAAGCACUGCACAGUCAUUUUUAAUACCAAUAAAAAAACGUACAAAUUUCCAUUUAAUGAAAAACACUGUAGUAAACAAAAUUCUUUUCGAUGAUAAUAAGAACGCAGUGGGUUUACAAUGUCUAAAACCAGAUGGAAAUAUUGUUAAUAUUUUUGCUCAAAAAGAAGUAAUUAUUUCGGCUGGUGCUUUUAAUACUCCAAAACUUUUAAUGUUAUCAGGAAUAGGACCAGCUGAACACCUUAAAAGUUUGGAUAUUCCCGUGAUUUCUGACUUACCUGUAGGUGAAAAUUUGCAAGAUCAUAUAGCCAUUAUAAUAGCCCACACAUUAGAAGAAACUACAGACACUACAAAACGCAACAAAUCUCGUUUUCCAUUGCCAAGUUUCGCUGGAUAUGGAGCUGUUGAUAAAUCUCAGCACUAUCCAGACUAUCAGAGCUAUAAUCUUAUUGCAAAAAAUAAUCCAUUCGCUUUGCAACUACUUUGUAAAUCAGUUUUUCAUUUGGAUGACAACAUAUGUAAUAAGUUGACUAUCGCGGGCCUUGGCAGAGAAAUUCUUUUGUCAGUAUUCAGCUCUAACGGACUUCAGUCACGUGGGAAGGUUCAGUUACACAGUGCACGUCCUGAAGAUCAUCCAAAAAUUAAUACUGGUUUCUUAUCUAAUGUAGAUGAUUUAGAUAAAUAUGUAACAGGCGUGCAAGAUUUUGAGCGUGUAACUCAGUCUAGUUACUUUCUAAAUGUCAAUAGUGAGACUCUCGAUUUACCCGACUGUGCUCACUUUGAAAAGGGCAGCAAAGAAUAUUGGAAAUGUUAUGUGCUCAAAAUGAUGGACGUGCACUCACUUCCUUGUUGCACAAGCCCCUUGGGGUCGGUAUUGGACUCCAGAUUCCGAGUGAAUGGUGUGAAGAAGCUAAGGGUAGUGGAUGCCAGUUCUAUGCCUAGAAUUAUAUUAGGUGGUUUAAAUGCUGUAGUCAUGGCAAUUGCUGAGAAAGCUGCCGAUUUGAUUAAAGAAGACGAUGCC